UUUGGCGCAUGCGCACUUUCAGUUUCCAAACUCGGGACCAUGGCAAUUUUAUUGAAAUGAUCGUUAUAUUGUUAUAUGUUCACAGAAAUUUUCUUAAUAUGCAUAGUUGUUUGUCCUUUCCGUAGGCAGCCGAGUAAAUACGUUUACACAUUUCUAUUUGAGACGCUCACCUUGUGAAAGGCGUCGAACGGGGAAAAAAAACUCCCAGCAGGUUUUUUUUUUUUAGGUUAUAACUUAUAUUUAUUGUAUUUAAUUUUACUUUAACUAUGGGCGUAGUUCUGCGGAAUCUGCAGAACGUGGUUCCCUUGAGACGCUCCAAACUGCGCAAAGAUGUGGAGAUCCUGAGGCACAUCUUUGGGGUCCAGAAGUUUGACAUGGGCAUCAUAUGUGUGGACAACCGCAGGAUUCAACGCUUCAACCACAUCUACAGGAAAAAGAACCAGCCCACAGAUGUACUGUCUUUCCCCUUCUAUGAGGAUCUGAGGCCAGGUAAAAUCCCAUGUGCCCUCCAAAGAGAUGAGUAUAACUUAGGCGACAUCUUCUUGGGUGUAGAGUAUGUAAUGCAACAGUGUAAAGAGACUUCCCAGGAUCUUCAUGAAGCACUAACAGUGGUCACUGCUCAUGGGAUCUGCCACUUACUGGGGUACAGACACGAAACUGAAGAGGAGUGGAAGGAGAUGCAGCAGAAAGAAAGUUACAUUCUCAGUGAGUUCAACAAGCUAACAGGCAGCCACCUCGAGCCACUCACAAAGAGAUGCACAUAGGACAUGUGACGUUACACACUGGACCGCUUCUUGAAAGAAACUCU
This is a messenger RNA of Sinocyclocheilus rhinocerous, 808 nucleotides long. Its product is annotated as putative ribonuclease. Bases 267 to 764 code for a protein of 165 amino acids. NCBI's taxonomy places the organism in Eukaryota, Metazoa, Chordata, Actinopteri, Cypriniformes, Cyprinidae. The record is from RefSeq and is a predicted model, not a curated record. Gene Ontology annotation, biological process: rRNA processing. Gene Ontology annotation, molecular function: metalloendopeptidase activity. The transcript has 4 exons.